GGCCGCCGGAGCCGCGCCGCCGUCUUCCUUCCCUCCCUUAUGGAAGAGAUGGAAGAGGAGCUGAAAUGCCCGGUGUGCGGCUCCUUUUACCGGGAGCCCAUCAUCCUGCCCUGCUCUCACAACCUGUGCCAGGCGUGCGCCCGCAACAUCCUGGUGCAGACGCCGGACUCGGAGUCUCCGCAGAGCCGCCGCGCCUCGGGCUCGGCCGUCUCCGACUAUGACUACCUGGACCUGGACAAGAUGAGCCUCUACAGCGAGGCGGACAGCGGCUACGGYUCGUACGGGGGCUUCGCCAGCGCUCCCACCACGCCGUGCCAGAAAUCCCCGAACGGGGUGCGCGUGUUCCCGCCGGCCGCGCCGCCUCCUCCCGCCGCUCUGGCUCCGCCGCCGCCGCCGCGCAACGCGUGCCUGACCUGCCCGCAGUGCCACCGCAGCCUGGUGCUGGACGAGCGCGGGCUGCGCGGCUUCCCCCGCAACCGCCUGCUCGAGGGCGUCAUCGACCGCUACCAGCAGGGCAGGGCGGCGGCCCUGCGGUGCCAGCUCUGCGAGAARGCGCCCAAGGAGGCGGCCGUGAUGUGCGAGCAGUGCGACGUGUUCUACUGCGACCCGUGCCGCCUGCGGUGCCACCCGCCGCGGGGACCGCUGGCCAAGCACCGCCUGGUGCCGCCGGCCCAGGGCCGCGUCAGCCGCCGGCUCAGCCCCCGCAAGAUCUCCACCUGCACCGACCACGAGCUGGAGAACCACAGCAUGUACUGCGUGCAGUGCAAGAGCCCCGUGUGCUACCAGUGCCUGGAGGAGGGCAAGCACUCCAGCCACGAGGUCAAGGCGCUGGGAGCCAUGUGGAAGCUCCACAAGAGCCAGCUCUCCCAGGCCCUGAAUGGUUUGUCAGACAGAGCCAAGGAGGCCAAGGAAUUCCUGGUGCAGCUCCGUAACAUGGUGCAGCAGAUCCAGGUGGUGCGGGAUCAGAUCUCCCACUGCACGGUGAAGCUGCGCCAGACCACGGGGCUGAUGGAAUAUUGCCUGGAGGUCAUCAAGGAGAACGACCCCAGUGGCUUCCUGCAGAUUUCGGAUGCCCUCAUCAGGAGGGUGCACAUGACCGAGGAUCAGUGGGGCAAGGGCACCCUGACCCCCCGCAUGACCACCGACUUCGACCUGAACCUGGACAAUGCCCCRCUGCUGCAGUCCAUCCACCAGCUUGACUUCGUCCAGAUGAAAGUGGCUUGGUUUUCUUUUGACCCCGCCUCUGCCCAUGCCGACAUCAUCUUCUCCAACGACAACCUGACUGUCACCUGCAACAGCUACGAUGACAGGGUGGUGCUGGGCAAAACGGGCUUUUCCAAAGGGCUGCACUACUGGGAGCUGUCCAUCGACCGCUAYGACAACCACCCCGACCCGGCCUUUGGCGUGGCGCGCAUCGACGUCCUCAAGGACGCCAUGCUGGGCAAGGACGACAAGGCCUGGGCCAUGUACGUGGACAACAACCGCAGCUGGUUCAUGCACAACAACUCCCACACCAACAGGACCGAGGGCGGGAUCACGAAAGGCGCCACSGUGGGAGUGCUGCUGGAUCUGACCAGGAGGACGCUGACCUUCUCCAUCAACGAGGACCAGCAAGGGCCCGUGGCCUUCGAGAACCUCGAGGGGCUCUUCUUCCCCGCCGUCAGCCUCAACAGGAACGUGCAGGUGACGCUGCACACCGGGCUGCCRGUGCCCGAGUUCUACGCUUCGCGCUCGGCCAUGCCGUGAGGACGCUCCCGGAGCCGGCUGCCUCUUCUCGGGGUGAGAGGAGCCAGCCCGUUCCCUCCUGCAGGACAAGGCCAGCCUGCUCAGGGCCGGGUCCCUGCCCARCUGCCGGGUCCCUGCUCGGCCUCUGGCCGGAGGUGGGGAGGCAAAUCGGGAAGGACCAUCCUGGCUUUCGGCCGUCUCCGCUCUCCGGCCUCCGCGCUGUCCCGUGUGUGUGCGCUUCGCUCUUUAGCUCUCUUUGGCUGAUCAAGUACCUAGGUAGCCUGAGCUGUUCUCCUGUGUCCGCUUUUAGGUUUGAUUUUUCCUGAUUUGAGUUGGGGUUUGGGGCGGGGGGACACUUCCGUCUCUCUUUCCCCUCCCCUGGGGCUGGCUGGAGGGAGCCCGCCCCGGGAACGCUUUGCCCACGCCAGCCUGGUUACUUUGCAGGAUAUUUCUUUCCCCUGUGGCCUUUCUUGCAGAGCACCCUCGGUCACGUGUAGAGGUGGGUCCUGGAUUACCAGUCAGUCUCCAUGUCCUUACCAAACACCCCUCUCUGUCCCGUGUCCCCAUGGGGCAGGGGGUGGCCGUCCCGUCCCCAGGUGCUCUGGGUGCUGGCAGACCCUUGGUUGGGUGCCCAAUGCCCAUCCCUCGGUGCCAGCACACGCGCCACAGCCAUAGACCGGAGAGCCCUCAGCCGGCCCUUCGGAGAUUAGUGUUUAUUUUUUUAYAGUUGCCAUAUAAAGCCUAGCCUUAAAUUCAACUGAUAGUGUCCUUCCAAUCACCGGAGAAUUCAUUCUGCAGCGAGGGUCUGACCGAGAGCCCGGGGAUGGGGAUGGGAUGGGGAGGAAGGAGAGCUGGCCACAGCCCUGCCACGCCCUCAGGAAUAAUCCAAGCCUGCUGCCGGCAGCAGUUCCCAUCAGCUCCAUUCCCUGCUUGACUUUCUGGUAAUUCAGGGGCAGGAAAGGAACGGUGCCGGCUUCGCUUUGCGGUCCCCUUCGCUUUGCGGGAUCGCUCCCAGCCCGUCCGGAGCCACGGGAAUGCCGGCCCAGCAGAAAGACAAGUGUAAAUAGCCCGUUCCCUGCCAGCCUGCCCUCCCCUAGGACAGUCCCGUUCAUCCCCUUGUUGCUCCAGCAUUAAGUUUUCCUAAUUUAUUGGAUGGGUGCUAUCUCGUUGACUCCCACCGAGGGGUUCCCCCAGCUGCCGGAGAGCCGUGUUGCGGGACAACGCCGGGCAGCUCCUCGGUGCUUCCAGAGGAGCCCCCGUGGCCGGCUCACCCGGGGCUCCUCUCAGCCGUCAUCCCCCGUUCUUUAGGAUGUUCAUGGUGCUUCUUAGAGUCCCAGUGAUUGUAAGACGUCGUCCCCCCGUUGCGCGAUGGUAGCCGCACACAGCCGCUGUACUGACGACAAGUGUCACGUUUGCUGUUCUAAUAAAGGACUUUUACGAGAGAA
Messenger RNA from Malurus melanocephalus (red-backed fairy wren), 3170 nucleotides. It is a transcript of the gene TRIM9, whose product is annotated as tripartite motif containing 9. The record is from RefSeq and is a predicted model, not a curated record. The coding region runs from base 40 to 1746 and encodes 568 amino acids. Gene Ontology annotation, molecular function: zinc ion binding; protein binding. The transcript is spliced from 7 exons. NCBI's taxonomy places the organism in Eukaryota, Metazoa, Chordata, Aves, Passeriformes, Maluridae.